This is a messenger RNA of Besnoitia besnoiti, 3855 nucleotides long. Its product is annotated as AP2 domain transcription factor AP2VI-3. The transcript has 2 exons. The record is from RefSeq and is a predicted model, not a curated record. Lineage: Eukaryota; Apicomplexa; Conoidasida; Eucoccidiorida; Sarcocystidae. The coding region runs from base 1 to 3855 and encodes 1284 amino acids.
AUGCCUCCUCAGACUCUCUCCGACCCUCUUGCUGGUGUCUCUUCCCGCUGCGGCGGGCACCCCUGGCCUCUAAGAGCAGAAGCUGAGGCUGCACCUUUGAGGGAGGAGCGAGGGUUGUUGAACCUCGUCGCCGAAACGCCGUCAGACUCACGCAGUGAGCUGCACAGCGAUCCAGUGGCGCUGCGGGGGCUGUGGUCUUCUGGUCUGCCUACAUCGUGCUGCAAAGCCAGCGGCUCAGCCUUCUCGUCGUCACCAAUGAUGCCUCUCGCGCUCCCCUCUAGGAGCACUUCGGGAAGCUCUGACAUGACAGCCUCGACCAGUGUCUCAUCCAGAGCAAGUCAAGUUUCAACUUACGAAGGCGCGACCUCUCCUCCCUCUGAGUCUGCAUCGGCGUGUCCCCCUCACGACGAGGCGGCCAUCCAAGCCGUCUCUUCUUCCCCAGCGUCCGUGUGCGUUCCGUUCGAAUUCAGGACGCCUGUGGCAGCUUUUUCCGCUUGUACAGAUCUACCGCUGUCUCAAGGUGCACCCGGUCCUCCAGGGAAGACCGAAAAAUCCCAUCAGUUGGGUCCGCUCUUCACGACACCGCCUCCACUGAAGCAACUGACAACGGCGGAUCCCCGAAAGACAGCGCCGUCAGCGUUUGCGUGCGUCACGUCCGCAGACGCGGGAUAUGCCAUCCCCCCUGCACUGGGUGGAGGAACAGAAACGGCGCGUGAACUACACGACGGCCUCCUGCGUCUCGAUUUUUUGUCGCCUUCGCAGCGGCUCCGAAUUCCUCUUCAGAUGCCCAAGUCCUGCUCGGGGUGCUGUCUGCCGUCGACAUCAGGCCUUGCUGCAUGCGCUGAGUCCUGCUCCACUCCAAAUGCGUUAAGCUCAGCGUUCCGCUGGGGGCCAGAGAGAUACUACUACCCCGAGCAGUGCACUCCAACCGUGGCAGGAACGCCAGGACCUGAGGAGUCGCUUCAAUUCGCGGGCGGCCGCAUGGAGCCCAUUGGUCUUUUGGAAGAACACAGCUGUGUGAGCCCAUUCGGCGGCGGCAAAUUUUCCCACGCCGACCUGUACCAUGAUUCUGUGAGUCUCGGCGCAGUUGCGAACAGUCAAAGGCGCACAACCGCUGGAAGCGAAGGAGAGCGCACGCCGCGCGGAUACCACCCGGGUGGCGUGAGCCUCGGAAGGGACGUCCAUCGACUCCGUUUGUUCGCGGAUCCGCAGGAGCCCGAUAAAGAUGAGCAGUAUCCGGUGCCUGGGGGAGCUCGCGGCCCUUCUGGGCGUGGACGGGGCGUGUCGCUGGACGGGGGAGACAGUCUUUGCAACCCGUACCAGGAAUUGCAAAAGUUGACAGAAGGAUCUCCUCUCUACGAACGCGGUGGAACGUUUCCACCCUUUCUGCGGGUCAGCGAACCCGACCGCCCCGAGACCCCCUACACCUACUGCCCGUUUGACUCCCCCACGUCGUGGACAGCACUGACGGCGUCCCCAAGGAAGCGCCACAGCCGUUCCAUCUCGCCUUCCACGUGGGACGGCUUGUCGAUUCCUCUAAGCGCGUCAGACGUUUUUUAUCAAGAUAUGUCUCUGCCGUCCGCCGGCCGGAGCCCCCGUUCCCCUCUGGUUGGACGUGGAGGGCUCACGCUUCCCGAGUCGUGCGCUCACGGCGAAGAGCCUUCCACUCGGCUAGCGCCGAUUCGGUCGUCAGGCCUCGCUGGAGACUCAGAUUCGACCGCGCGCGCACAUGCUCCGCAGCGAGGUAUAGAAGAAGGCCUUCCUCUGGGCGUCUCGCAAGCAGCAGCGCAGGCUUCGGAAGCUCCGCAACCUUCCACAAGCCACACCCAAGCAGCGACCCCGGUGACCGAAGUCGUGCAAGGCGCUGAAAAGAAUGUCUUUGCUCCUGCUGCCUCAGGCGUACAAGCGUCACCCGUUCAAUCGUGCGCAGGGGACAGCCCGGCUGUGCAGGGAGACGCGUACUCCAACGUUCAACAGCUGCAGGUGAAACACGAGACAGCGGCUUCGAGCUCCCUGCCGCCGAUUUUCAGAGAGGGUCCGCCACCUUCGAGUGUUCACAGCGGCCACGAUCCGCUGCAGGCCACAUCGACUGGUGUUAAAGAAGCAAAGGCCGAGGCGACGUCGCUUCCUCUUGUCGCCGCCCCAGCAGGCACGACUUCACACCGGGCUGCGUCUACAGAGUGUUGCGCUUCUCGGGAAUCGGCUGAGGCGCAGAAUGACGACGGCGGGGCGCAACACACGCUCAAAGCCAGUGUAUCACCAUCAGCAGCCUUCAAUCUUGUCCGUUGUUUCCUGGCUAUCCCGCACUCAGAUUUGACCCACGCAACAGCUAGUGCAAGCAGCGCUUGCCUCGCUGGAGUCAUGGACUCGGUGCCCACGCCAACAACGGCGUCUCAUUGCAGCCCGACUGCCUGCUCUUCUGUGUCGUCUGAGAGUGGAAAAACCGCACCCACGCCGUUUUUCCCGUCCCGAAAGGAGUCGCCAUGCUUAGCCUGCGGCAACUCUUCCAGCUCUUGCAGCUGUGCGCCUCCCACGGGGCUUGCCUCGAGCCGCGUGGGCACCGACAACACCUCUUCCUUGUCGGCGGCGUCUCUCUGCACUUCACCCUCGUCCUCCGGAGGGCUGGAGGCUUCAGCUCUUUCUUUGAACAAGGCUCUUUCGAGUGGCGAGGAGGAGUCUACCCGGGCGCGUGUCCAGCCGGCGCACUACGUGGCGCGGGCCUCGCCGCCUAGUUUGUCCUCUGGAAGCGCAGCGAUAUGGAACCUUGCACAAGGGCUGCAAGAAGGCGACUCCUCAAAUGCAGCCAGCACCAGUGGCCUUCGACUGUACGCAAACUCGUCGCUUAGCGUCAGCGCAGCCCCACAGCACUUAACGACGACAGUCGCUCAAGCGAUUCCGCCGUGUCCGCGUGAGGAGUUUGCGGCUCGCUCUGUAUCUUAUGCUCCCUCAGGGAGCGCGGGAGACGGUCACGUGCCGACGCAGGCGGCGGUCCUGCAGCAUUUGUUGCCACAGAUAGCAAAGACAACUCCGGUAACCGCCAAUAUGUGGGCCGCGUCGGAACCGACUGCGCCACAAGCUUUGGCUGCUUCGUCACAGUUCUGCCCCCCGCGAGCGUUUGCCAACGGCCCCGCGUCUUCUGCGAGUCUACUGGCGGUUGCAGGCGCGUCAGGUAUUGACUGCAACAAUUUGGUGAGAUACCCUUAUCUUUGCCCCCCCAUUUCGUAUAUCGGUCGAGCCGCGGCCGUGCGCGCAUUUGGUAGUGCUAGUUGCUUAGUUAACGAAGAAGUUCCGACUUUCGACGAGCAUGAACCCGCCGAGACGCAGCAGGAAUCAACGUUCGACUUUGGCGGCCCGACAGCCGUCCCCAUUAGGACUCGGAAAGGGUUUCGCAAGCCUCUUCCUCUACCACAGGAAAUGCUGGCAUGCCCAGGCGAGAUUGGAGAUACGGAGCGAGGCAACGAACCAGUACUGCAGUACGACGCAGCUUCUCGCGAGUGGAGGUACGUCAUGCACGCGUCAUGUUCACGGGAGGGCACUGUCAGCAGCCAACAGAGUGCCUUCCGGGCGCCUCCGUCCACGCAGGAUAACGUUAGGGAUCAUCAAGGAAGUUUAGUUGCGCUGCGGGUCUUUGCUGCGUCGGCGCUCCGCUUGUUCAGGGUAUUCUGGGUCGAAGAUAGGCUCGCGCGGUACAAGGUCUUUCAGGCAAAGAAGUUCGGCAAAGAACGAGCUCAGCAGCUCGCGGAGGACUGGUAUCACAGAGCACGGGCUGGGCACGUGUCUGUUGGUUCACGAAGCCUCCGAGGGGUUCAAGGUCAAGGCGCUCCAAAAGCGAAGAAGCUAAAAACGGAGUCGUAG